Glarea lozoyensis ATCC 20868 is the source of this 1995-nucleotide messenger RNA. RefSeq lists its product as uncharacterized. NCBI's taxonomy places the organism in Eukaryota, Fungi, Ascomycota, Leotiomycetes, Helotiales, Helotiaceae. Bases 1 to 1995 code for a protein of 664 amino acids. The record is from RefSeq and is a predicted model, not a curated record. The transcript is spliced from 2 exons.
AUGUCCUACGCCCCAACCCAUCGCGCUCAAGUCCUCCCAGUCGCCUCCGUCUCGCCAUCUUCACGACCGAAACCAAAGCCCGCCACCCCAAAACCAGCAGAACCAUCAUUCAUCUGCACCAUAUGCUGGCAACCGCAGCAUCCGCCCCAGAAACCAAAGCUCCUGGGUACUUCGGCUCGCAUCACAUGUCGUGCUUGCUGGCAAGCUGUUCUGGAUCUGAGCAUCUGCUGGGUAUGUGGCGAGUACAUUGUCCGCGGUGAUGAGGUUGUUAGUCUUGGGUGGUGUUUCUGGCAUCGUGCUUGUUUUGGGUGUUUGGUUUGUGGUGCCGGGUUAACUGUGCCUAAAGGGUUUGAGGACGACGAGGAGGAGGAUUCAGGGGUCGUGGGUGAGGUUAUGGGGAAUAAGGGACAGUGGGGGAAUUGGCAGUAUGAGGAGAAGAAGGGGAGGAGAAGGUGUGUAGGGGUUGAGUUGGAGGAGAUUCCGCUUUGUAGUGUUUGCGAGAUUGAGACGGCUGGAGAAUCAAGGAACCAGGUUCUGCAGAGGGGGAUUGAGAUGGUGUCGAAGUUUGAUGGGGGCUUGAGUCGAGAUCGUUUGCAGAUGCUGAGCGAGGAUGGAAAUGAUCUGAGGGUUGAGGAUCGAAGGAGAUUGCAGAGUUCGAGAAGGUCAAGAGCAAAGACGUUUGAUGGACGACUCAGUGCGAAGUGUUCGAGGGAACAGCUAAGAGACUCACGCCACUGUCCUCAUGGCAAUGCUGACGACCAAACUCCUCUGCUUCAGAACGCUGCUCCAAUGGGAGUUUCAGACGAAUACGCCAAUCUCGAACCUCAUUAUCACAGCGAUUCCGAAAAACCGCAUUUCAGUGAUAUUAAACCAGAUGUGUUCGUUUCGAUCCUCGACCCUGUCAAAGAUCGACCCUUCAUACCGUCAAAGACGAAGUCUCAUCCACAAUGGAUGGAUUUAUUGCCCAACAAUGUGUUUCGUGGAAGGUUGCAGCAAUCUCAACGGCGCUCGAAUAGCCAAAGUAGACAGGAUUUGACAGAGAAACAUAAUUCAGAAACGGAGAAUGACAGCAAGCAACCUAGACGUGUACCAUCUUGGCAUGGAGCUGGUAUCCAGAUUGUACCGCCUGAUGAGCCAACCCGGGCAGUUGAUCCUACAUCCGGAGACACAACACCCAGGAAGCCAUCAAUAGAGGGUAAGCUCCCUUCGACACCUAAAUCUAUACCGAAACUUGACGGCCCGAGCACACCGGGAACUCCAGGAGGACCGCCGUCAAUGGAAGGUCUAACCAUUGGACUGCCCACCGGGAAGACCUCCUCGAGACGAGGAAGGCGGACAACUAUAUCCUUUGAUAGCAACAUAAAGAGAGAACGGUACGAGGAUCUCAAAGAUGCUUCGGCAACGUAUCAGCGAUCUCAACAUAUAGAGCCUGCACAAAGUCCCAUCAAAGAAUCUACAGCACCACCUCCACAAGAACGAACCCCAUGGCCGCCUCGGGGUCAAGAGUCUUCGGUGAAACCUAACGAUUAUUUCACAAAUAUUACAACUCCUGUGGUUUCGAGGGAGUGGUGCUGCAAGUCACCCGUGAAGACAGAGAAACCCAUCACAAUACCUGCUACUGGCACGUUGGAUGAAGUCGCAUGCCCAGCUCCUGUGGGUCAAUUCAGUGUGCCGUUGUUGAGCAAGAGCUCUGAGUACCUAGAGCGAUAUAAACCACAAACUCCAAGACCCAAGGUCGAUAAGUAUGUUGCGAAGCCUCCACAGCCUAUAUUGGAGAAAUUGGGAAGAAGAAGGAGUGUGUUUGCGGCGGACGAAAUUAAUAGUCCUGACGCUAAGGUCGAGAUUCGUUCUCUCUUUGGUGAUAGAGAAGAGGGAGGUAAAACUGAAGGAGAGAGGAAAGUUAGUGAUAAGGGAAAAGAGAGAGUGGGUAAGAGCCGUGAAGCGUUACAGAAGGAGUUGGAGACUUUGUUUCGGGAUAGGCAGAUGGGCGUUUGA